AUGUUUUUCGAAAUCGCCAAGACUCUCACCCUCGCACUCGCCAUUACAGCGCCUGUUAUUGCAAAGAAGGUGCAUCCCUCCGCCUUUGCAGCAUCUAAGGCCAUUGAUGUUGCCGCAAUAUCGUCUGCGUCUGAAAAAGUUAAGCAAGUUCCAGCACACGCCACUUAUCCUAUGUCAAUCAAGGAUUUCAAGGAUAAAUCGACGAUCCACAGUGACUGGGCAUCUUUCGCAGAAGGAGCUGCAUUUGUAUUCAGAGCCGACAUGGAUACCGACUGUGACGGUGUGAACUACAAAUGUGACGGCAACGUCGAUGGCGGGCCCUUAACCAACUGGGGUGCGCUUUCUGCCUUUGAAGUCCCCUAUAUUGUCAUCCCCCAAGCAUUCCUAGAAGCCAACCCGACGGCUAUUCCCGGUCAAAACGUUGCUGCUGUGAUCUGCAAUAACAAAAUGUUCUACGCCGUCCUUGGGGACACAAACGGCAACAACCCGCAAGUGACGGGUGAGGCAUCCUGGCUCCUUGCCCGUUCUUGCUUCCCUGAGAACAACCUUAAUGGUAACAGGGGUCACGACAAAGCCGACGUAAUCUACAUCCUGUUUACUGGCCCAGAGGCUGUCUUUCCUCCUUCCGCCAUUAAUGAACACUACAUCACCGAUUUUAGUAAGCUCCGGUCGAUGGGCAACCGCCUCACAGCUUCCCUCAUGAAAAACCUGGGCAUUAAACCCCUCGGCGCCUCAGGUUUGUCACCGCCAAAGGACGACAAUCUUCAUGCUGGAAAUCACGACGACAUUCCCAUUCUCCCCGACAUUCCCCAAGAGAAUGGCGACGUUCCCAACGACAACCAGGGCAGCACCGAUACCGGGUCCGAUGACAACGACGAUAUUGACUCUGCUGCAUCAGGUGGUGCAACUCCGGAAAUUUUGGCACUGUUUGUUGCAGUGUUGGUGAUGGUCAUUUAUGUAUGAUUUGAUUUGAAUUUAACUUAUCAGUAUUCUCAUGUUUAAACUAGCAAUUGCGUUCGCUUUUUUCUCUUUUCUCUUCUCAAAUAUGUAUUUAUCCCGCAAGGAGGACUUUCGCAUUUUGUCCAUGGUUAUUCCGUAUCCCGAGUUCCUCAGAGACGGCAGAUUGUUUACUGUUCCUUUCUGUUUGCGGAGUGUAAUGCUGUUUUGACUUGCGGUUUGGUUGGAAGUUGCGAUUAAAGCAUUUGGAGCAUAUAUUCUGCUAUAUUCAUAGGCCUAUGGUGUUGGCUUCUCGGCAUUUGUGUUUAGAUCGCUCUGAAACAACAUUUUUUCGAUGACUGCUUUUCCUUGUACACCGGUCUCGAUCCCUCGUCUGUAGACUUGCUGUUUAUUGAGCCUAGAUAAUCCCUUCUGCCAUUUAAUAGUGACUG
Messenger RNA from Aspergillus nidulans FGSC A4, 1388 nucleotides. RefSeq names its product putative chitosanase. Lineage: Eukaryota; Fungi; Ascomycota; Eurotiomycetes; Eurotiales; Aspergillaceae. The coding region runs from base 1 to 963 and encodes 320 amino acids. Gene Ontology annotation, molecular function: chitosanase activity. The transcript has a single exon. Gene Ontology annotation, cellular component: extracellular region. The record is from RefSeq and is a predicted model, not a curated record.